Molecule: messenger RNA, 5662 nt
Organism: Athene cunicularia (burrowing owl)
Lineage: Eukaryota; Metazoa; Chordata; Aves; Strigiformes; Strigidae
Gene: TCOF1
Product: treacle ribosome biogenesis factor 1
Exons: 18
Coding region: 1-3156 (1051 amino acids)
Source: RefSeq, a predicted model, not a curated record
AUGGAAGAUGUGUCCCCCGCUGCUACGACGCACUAUAGGCCAAAAACAUCGGGGGACCAGCUGCUCUCCGAACAGGCGCUGCUGCGGGUGAAGUCCCGCCGGUGCCGCCGAGGAGAGGACGCGGCCCCGGAUGCAGCGGGACGGCCGCCGGCGGGGAGCUGGGGGCUCGACUGGGAGAAGUUGCUCCCUUCCCUCUCGGCCUCUCUCGAGGACAUCUUCACCCACUGGGAAAAAACUCCCUCAAAUUCCAGGAGAAGAAAGGUGAGUGAUGAGGAGGCAGCCAUCCCAGAAAAGAUCAGAGUUCCUGAUCCCGUGAGCAGUUCUGAGAGCUCAGAGAAAGAAGAGGAUGAGAAAGAGAAGGCAAAAGCUGCAAAUGCAGCCAGCGUUUCCCUGGCCACAAACUCAGGGGUGAAUGUAGAAAGCAGUGAAGAUGAUGACUCCUCAUCAGAAGAGGACACACCAGCUGGAAAAGGUGCAGUUACGGUGACACCAGCUGUGGUGAGCGGCAAAGCUGCCAACUCCCUGCAUUCUCCUAACAAACCCACUGCCCCAGCGGACAAAGCGGUGACGCUCUCUGCUGCAAACAGAACUGUGGUUUCAAAUAAGCAGCAGCCCAGUGCACCAGCUGCAUCUGCAGCUCCAGCCAAGGCUGGGCAGAAAGUGCCCAGUCCUGGAAAGCCCGGACCUGCCGCGACAGCUGUGCCCAAAGUAGGUCAAAGCAAAGCACCAGUAACGACCAAAGUACCGGAAAGCUCCAGCAGCAGCUCCUCAUCAGAGAGUGAGGAGGAAAAAGAGACGCCGACUGCGAAAACCACAGCCCCCCAAGUGGAGACAAAGCAGGCAGCUGGGGCUUCUGAGAGCAGCAGUGAGGAAUCAAGUGAUGAGACAUCCUCUGAGGAGGAGGAGGAGCUUGCAACUCCAGUGGUCCAGGCAAAACCAGCUGUGAAAACAGUGCAGGUUAAUGCAGCACCUGUGAAAAGUGCACCUGCUGCUACAGUGUCCCUCAAGAAGAAUGCAGUGAGGCAAACAGCACUGCCACCAAACCAGGCCAAACCCCCAUCCACAACAGUUCCUGGGGCUGCAAAGCCUGAUGACACCUCAGAGAGCAGCGACUCAUCAGACAGCGAAGAUGAGGAGACUCCAUCAGUAACCCAGACAAAGGCACCACCAAAAUCCUCCCAGGCCGUCCCAUGCACAGUGAAACCUCCACCAGCAGCAUCACUGUCUGGCAGAGCAGCUUCAGGAAAAACACUUCCACUGCCCCAGGGGAAGCCAGCACCAAAAUCAGCAGUGCCAAAGCAGGCCAAAAGCACACUGGGAAGGACUGCUGCUCCCACGAAGCCUGCUGAAAGUGCAAAGCCAGUGGAGAGCUCUGACUCCUCAGGCAGUGAAGAGGAGGAUCUCCCUGUGCCUAUCAGCCAGAAGAGAUUAACAGAACAGCCUGGGCCUGUUUCCAACCUGAGCCAAGCUGCUAAAGCUGGGCCGCCUCAAAAAGCAGUGGGAAGCACCUUGAAAAGCCAGGCUUCAGAAAGUGGGAGCAGUGACUCGUCUGACAGUGAAGAGGAGUCCCCUGCGGCACAGACACAGCCUUCACAAGCUGUAAAAACCAAUACUGUGCCCCAGCCAAUAAAUGUGAAGAAGGCUCCAGGUCCAGCACCAGCCCCUCCAGAUGUGGACAGCAGUGAUGAUUCCAGUGAGGAGUCUGAUUCUGAGGAGGAAAUAGUCCCCCCUUCUCAGAGUCUGUCCCAGCAGAAUGUCAAAGCAACCAAGGUUUUGAGUGCAGGGGCUGCCAAGGCUAAUGCCACACAGCCUUUGGGGAGGGGGAUAAAAGCGCCUGCUGUCCCUCCAGUUAGCAGAGUGUCUGAUUGCUCAGGCAGCCAGUCCUCGGAGCAUGACGUGCUGGCGGGAGAGGCUCCCACUGCUCCUUGCCUAAAGCAAACGGUUCCUGUGGGAAAAGCUCCUCCAACCAACACUGCUGCCCCACCAGCUGCUUCGGUCCUGGUGAAUCCCUCUGCCAAGUUGAAGAAGCCAGACCUGCAGCCAGCGCAGGACACCCGGCUGAGCCAGGCUGCCCCGCCCGCCCCGGCAGCGAAGGACUCGGACAGUAGCAUCUCCUCGGACAGCAGCGAGGAGGAGGCACCCAAGCAGCCCCCCAAACCUGGCUUGGUGCAGAAACCAGGAGGGACCCAGCCAGCCCACAGCUCCUCCUCAGAGUCCAGUGAGGAGGAGGCAGCAUCACAGUCUCUCCUCACAGGCUAUCCGGGCAUCUCCAAGACUCCAGCAGCACCCCAGGCACCAAAGACGGUUCCCCCCAAGCCUGUAGGCAAAGCAGGGCAAGGAAAGGCAGCCACCACUGCUGCAAACUCCCUCGCCAAGGCCUCUGUGAAAGCAGCCCCAGCCAACAGCGACAGCAGCGACAGCAGCGACUCCGACACAGACGUCGACCAGGUGGCUGCAAACCGCAAAGCAGAAAACAACCCUCCUCCAAGGCAGGAAACCACAGGAGACUCCAACAAAGAGAAGGUGACAGGAAAAAUGGAGCCAGGUCAUGCCAGCCUCAAGCCUUCCCCAGUCAAGAAAGCCCUGGCCGUGAAAGAGAAUGAUGUUGGGGCAAAAGGGGUGCAAGUGACCCCAGCGUCCAUCCCCCAGUCAGAGGGGUCAAGCUCGGGGAGCGACACCGAGGUCACUGCUGCCAAAGUUCCUGCAGUGCAAACAUUAGAAGGGUUGGAAGUGAAGAAGAAGAAUAAAAAGGAGAAAAAAGAAAAGAAGGAAAAGAAGAAAGCUUCCUCCACAGCAGACAAAGCUGCAAAAACAUCUAAGAGCAAAGACAAAGAGAACAAAAAACAGAAAACAUCUCAGAAGCGGAAACUUCCAGGAGAGGAUGUGUCUGUUGGGCAGCCCAAGGAGAAGAAGUGGAAAGGGCAGGCUAAUGAAGAUGUACCCAAAAAGAAAAAGAAGAAAGCAGCUGGUGACCUGGAGAAGCUGCCAGGCAGCAAGGAAAAGAAAAAAUCAACUAAAAAAAAAAAGACUGAAAAAGAAAAGAAGAAGAGCAAAAAGGUUUCUUCAGAAGGGGACCCUGUAGCAGCAGAUGGCUCUGCUGAGGUUCACAAGAAGAAAAAGAAGAAGAAGAAAACAGCUAAGCCUGAAGGAUUGUGAGAAGGUACAUGGCCUGUGGGGACUAUCAGUUGGUACCUCUGAACGGCGGUAACCUUGACCAAAUUCAGUACUCCUGGGCUGGUCUUGAGAAGACAAUGUGCCCUCUAAAUGGUCCCUGAGUCAGCCUGGCCUUAGAUUAGAGGGCCAGGGAGUGGAACGGUGUAAGGAAAGCUACGCAGCAGCGUGCUGGCUUCUCUGGAUGUGUUUGACCUCAACUCUUUAGCUGCUGAGAACUGGAUGUCCAGCCUGGAUGUUGCUGUCCUCUGUCAUCAGCAGAGAUAAGCGGCCUGUGUCUGUCUGUCGCUGCUGACCACAGGGAGCUCGGAGAAGUAGUGUGGAGUCGAUGGUGAUGUUGUAGCCACCUGGAAGUGGACCAGAUGACUCUGCUCUUGCUCUGCUCAGCUGUAAGGCUGUUCUCCUCCUCCCCAUCCCUAACUUUUUUAACUCCUCUCCCCAAAGGUACCGCAUCUCUGUGAUUAAGGAUUUAUGGUGAAGAUCAAACAGAAGAGAGAAAAAGAAAGCUCAUCAGGAGAAUUCCAACCUUUUUAAAAAAAUAAUAAUUUAUAACUUCUUUUAACUGUGACUUUUAGAGCAGAGCAGUGUAACCUUCUGCCUCCUCGUGCCCAGCUGGGGCCCAGAGACAUGUUUAUUGCCCCUCCCGACGGUUUGCCUCUUGCACAAGAACUGAACUGAAGGAGGCAGUUUGACCAGAGAAGAGCCAGCUUACCUAAACUGCUUUCCUCCUAGUUGACACUCAGCCAUCCUUCUCUUUCUCAUCACAGAGCUAUAUUUUUAAGAGAAACUUUUACUUUUUUUUUUUCCUUUCCUCUUCUGUGAUUUGUGGUGUCAGUCCUUUUGCUACUAUGGAAGAGAGCUCUUGGGUUUACUUUUUAUUCUAACACUGAUGGAAGUAAUUACCAUGUCCCUCGAGUUGCACUGAACAGCUGUGUCCAGCAGCUGUUCUCAGCCAAGGUGGUGUAAUUUUUUGUGGAUUUUUUUUAUGGAAUACAAAAUUAAAACAGAAUAGUGAGACUUUGCUUCAGCUGCUUUCAAGGGAAGGGAGGUGACCAAGGCCAGGCGAGGGAGGCAGGGCAGGCGCUGGGGCUGAGCCUGGGGCAGGGCUCAGCUGUCUCAGGAGGAUGUUGCAGGUAGGAGAGCAGAGCCCAGGGUCUGCCCAGGUUCACAAGCACUGCUUCAACCCCUGGGGAAAAAUUAAUUGCUUUCUGCCUGCUCCCUGAGGACAAGCAUAUGCUGUUGCUCCUCAGCUUUCAACCAUGUGUUGUUCUAGCAUUAGUUUGGGUUUUUUUUGUCAUUACUAAAGUGCUGUGUAGGGGCAGGUGCUGAGAGCAGGUUUGUGCAUCCCCCUGCACAGACCCAGCCUGCUGCCUCCCUGGCAGCUGCUACCCUGUGCCUUGUACUGGGCUUGUGCGUGGUUUCCUCGCUUCACUCCCAGCCCUGGCAUUUAGGUGAGGGGGGGGGAAAAAGGGACUGGAUCCCCUUGCCCUCCUCCCUCCCUCCUGUGCUGUGCAGCCUGGCUCCAGGCUCUGCUGGCAAGGGCAGAGCUCUCCAGCUGCGACCCGGACACAGGAGGGAGAUGGCUCCCGGUGCAGGGGGCUGCUCUCCUCCUUUCCCCCCACGCUGUGACUCUUAAAGGUGACUUCAGCCUCCUGGGCUGUGCUGGGGUACAGGGGGACCCCAGGGCGCUGGGGACAUUGACCAAAGGGUGGACCAGGAAUGGGUCAUGGAUUAUGUAUGAUCCUGGGGUGGGGGGCAUGGAUGUCCAAGUGUCUUUGCAGAGAUUUUCUUUCUUCUUCCUCUUUUUCUUAAGAUUCAUUUAUUUUUAACCUAGGAAAGCUGCGAACUGCAAACACUACCCUGCUAGAGUUGCUUAUCAGACUUUUUAUUCAAAAGUUUAUUUGAAAUAAUUAGCUUAUGAGAUCAUUUAUAAAGGAACUAUCAGGUAUAUUCAGAAAAACUAGAAGCCCUUUGUGACUCCAGGGUCAGCUCCUCUGCCCACUGUUACCCACUGCUGUGGCUGCUCUCCAUCCUGAAGGCAGAAGCUGAAGGCGAACAUCUAUACAAUGCUGAGCAAUCCCACAAUAAAAACCCUCUACUGUAGCAAUCUAACAGGGCUUCAACCUAUGGGGGUCAGUUAAGAAGCUGAUGGAGGUUGUUUUGCUGCGUUUAAUGUUCAUUCAGUGUAAGAAAGCAUUAAUGGCUCGUUCUUUAGCAGGGGUGAGCUCUGCUGCUGCCUGGGUGCUGUGGGCUGCCGAUGAGCAAAAGGGAACAGGAUUUAUGGGUCUGAUGUUGUGGAAAUCACUUUCCAGCCUGCUUUACCAUCUCUCUGAGGGAAUACUUUGCCUCUAGCACUGGUCCUGGUGGCAGCUCAGCCCUGCAGCAGGGGAAGGGUCACAGUUGAUGCCCGGAGGGGCAGGGGUAUGCAGGGGUGCCUGCCGUUAAGUGCCUUGGAAAAGCAAUAUAAGAGCAGAAAUGCAAUAGAGCAAAA